This is a messenger RNA of Caenorhabditis bovis, 1431 nucleotides long. The record is from the annotation of a GenBank genome assembly. NCBI's taxonomy places the organism in Eukaryota, Metazoa, Nematoda, Chromadorea, Rhabditida, Rhabditidae.
AUGCGAGCCAGUAGCACCUCGUCGACCGAUUCCAAUGGGUUUCCCGUCAAAGAUCCCGACGCCAUCAAGCUUUUCGUUGGGCAGAUUCCGCGAAAUUUGGAGGAAAAAGACCUACGUCAUCUGUUCGAGCAGUUUGGCAAAAUUUACGAGUUCACCAUUUUGAAGGACAAGUAUACAGGUAUGCACAAGGGCUGCGCGUUUCUCACCUACUGCCAUCGCGACAGCGCCAUCCGCUGCCAAACCGCCCUCCACGACCAGAAGACACUACCCGGAAUGAAUCGCGCAAUGCAAGUGAAGCCGGCUGACACCGAUAGUCGUCCGGCGAGUCCCAAGGACAAGCUCGACGACAAGAAGCUGUUCAUCGGGAUGCUGUCGAAGCAGCAAACCGAGGAGGAGGUGCGCGCGAUGUUCGCGCCGUUCGGCGCCCUCGAGGAGGUCACCGUGCUUCGCAGCGCCGACGGCGCCUCGAAAGGCUGCGCGUUCGUCAAAUACAAGAACGCGCUCGACGCGCAGAUGGCGAUAUCGGCGCUGCACGGCAGCCAGACGAUGCCCGGCGCGAGUUCGAGUCUCGUCGUCAAAUACGCCGACACCGAGAAGGAGCGACAGGUGCGUCGAAUGCAGCAAAUGGCCGCGCAGAUGGGCAUGCUUAAUCCGAUGCUCGUCAACCAGGUCGGCCUCCAGUAUUCGACGUAUCAAAACAUCUUGCAGCAGCAAGCGUUGGCGAAUGUCGCGCAAACGUCAGCCUCAGCCUACCUGCCGCUUCUUCAAGCGCGACCGGCGGCAGCAUCGAUGCUUCAACUUCAAGCAGCCGCCGCCGCACCGGUCAUUGCUCAAAAUCCGACGCUCACCGCACAAUUGGGUCUCACCGCGGCUUCAGCGGCGACGACGAAUCCGCAUUACGCGUUGGCGUUCGCCGCCCAACAACAACAACAGCAGCAGCAGCAGUCGGGCCAGCAAGGCCAACAGCCGGUGGGCGCGGCGAACGGUAGCGAUGCGAGCUACCAGCUGGCAGCGGCUGCCGCCGCCGCCGCCGCCGCCAAUCCCUACAAUCAUCUGCUCAGCAUCGAAUCGCAACAAAAUGCCGCCGCCGCCCUCCAAUUGGCGCAAUUGCAGCAACAAGCCGCCGCCGCAAUGCCGAUGGUGACACCGAAAGAAGUGCUUGGUCCCGACGGCUGCAAUCUUUUCAUCUAUCACUUGCCGCAGGAGUUUGGCGACACCGAGCUCAUCCAGAUGUUCGCGCCGUUCGGACGCGUCGUCUCCGCCAAAGUGUUUGUCGAUCGCGCCACCAAUCAGAGCAAAUGCUUCGGAUUCGUCUCAUACGACAACGCGCACUCAUCGCAGACGGCGAUCGCCGCGAUGAACGGCUUCCAGAUCGGAAUGAAGCGCCUCAAAGUGCAAUUGAAGCGACCGCGUGCCGACCGUCCGUAUUAG